This is a messenger RNA of Phaeodactylum tricornutum CCAP 1055/1, 1277 nucleotides long. RefSeq lists its product with no specific name. The record is from RefSeq and is a predicted model, not a curated record. Lineage: Eukaryota; Bacillariophyta; Bacillariophyceae; Surirellales; Neidiaceae. The transcript is spliced from 2 exons. Bases 793 to 1221 code for a protein of 142 amino acids.
CCGGGAUACUGGCACGGGCCCUCGAGACGGUGUUGAAGAAUGCUACGGAGACUCUGGCCAACGCGUCGGAGCCUUCGUCGGCAAAAACGUGGAAAAAGCCCACCGUGGCUUCCACUGUGCGCGACCGGAAAAUCCUACACGUGGGACACUUUGGACUGGGCCAUCGGCUAAGCAAACUAACGGCAGCUUAUGAUUUAGCCGACUCGCUGUCGAAGCGUACCCGCCAAGUAAUUCCACUCCAAGUGUACUGGGACGGUCCUACUCCGCAACGACGUGCUAGGGUAUUACGCGGGACAAAAUUACAAGAAUGCGCGUGUUGCGUUGAACGACGAGAUUCUGGCUACCUGGCAACGUAAACUGCAUCGUGAUGUAGAAUUGUUCCGACAGUUGGUCCGGGACUUUCGCUUCCGUCACGAAAUAGAAGCCUUUCAGGUCAGGAGCAAAUGGCACGACCAUCACGUUAUUGGUGUGCAUUUACGCCUCGGCAAUGGAGAGCUUGACCACUUCGUCGCGUCGUCUCGAAACAGCGCGCUCCCCACCAGUGAGUUUCUCCACAAUUUGAGUCGUUCGAUUCACCAAUACGUCCUUCAGCAGAAAAUAUCCAAGCCGUUGGUGUUUGUGUCCACCGACACGGCGUUGGCUAUACCUACACUCACCGAGCACUUGGAAGCUUACUCCGUUGCCGUCGUGACGGCCGAGCAGCCCCGCAUCGAACCCGGUCGCGGUGUCUCGUACCAAGCCUGGAAGUUGGGGGAGUCCUGUCGUCUGGGCUGGAAAGCCAGUACCAUAGAUAUGCUGCUAUUGGCAUACUCGGACACACUCGUCGCUACUUCACGUUCCACCUUUACCCAAAUCUUACCACGGUCCCUGGUACAGGACAACCAGAAACAGUUUUGUGAAGUAAACGACGCAGGUAUCGCUUGGCAGUGUUGCAACGACGAAACAACGUGGCUGCUGCGGAACGAUGCUUCCCGCGUGGUGGACGUGGCUUGGCUAGAAGUGCUUGAUCCCUCGGAGACGGCCACGCUAGUACACAAGGUUAUGGUGCAUUUGCCCGACGUGGAACCGGAACCGCGACUAGCCGAAGUAGAACUUUUCGUGCGAUAUAACGAUAGCGACACCAGGGCUAGCGCGGAUGAGGUAACUUUGGCGUAUGGUUCCAGGAUUAACCCGAAAUAUCGAAAUUCUCGAAACUACACCACCGCAUGGACAUGGAGAUAAAUGAGGUUUCGAGUAGCGAAAAAACGAUGUCUCAUUCUAAUUGCUCGUUUUUGAUC